UCCUUUUACAUAAAAUUCAGUUCGAAUUCGAAUCUGGAGCAUCACCUCCCAAGAAGAAACUCAAGGUGAUUUAAAGUAUACAGUAUACAUUUAUUGCUGACAUUGGACUCUAAAUUCCCAUUCAAUCCAGGUUAUGGCUAAAUUACUGAUGUAUCAAUUCACUGUAAGCCUAAAAUCUAUCAUCAAUUCUUCUUUCAGCUCGAAUUCACUCCAAUAAAUUCACGGGGCGCGUAUCGGUUUGGAUCUGUGAACAUUUGGGCUCGUAGUAUUUAGCAACAGCCAGUUAGACGUACAACAAAGCGAUCUGGCAAAGUUACCACAUUACGAGGGAGCGUUUUUAACCAUAGUUGAAGCAGGGGAGCAGUGCGAGAAUGCUGAUGAUGUAAUUAGCACUGUUUCCCGCAUUAAUUUCUGCAAGCUUACAUCAUUUAACAUUGUUUUAUUUACAAUGGUUGAAGGUGUAAAAAAUCUAAAAGAAAAAAUGCUAAAAGAGGGCGCUACUCUGGCACAGCAUGGCUACUUUUACGUCCAAAAUAAACCUCCAACUACAGCACAAGGUCCGUAUUUACAGGAAGCCUUGGAAACCUUUGUAGUUGGACACUGGUCUGUCUCAAGGCAAAUAACCUCGAGACAUUUGUCCGCCAGUAAAGAAAAUUUGAUUUUCCUGAAUUCAUUCCCAGCACAAGGCUACACAUGGCUUGUAGAAAACCUCUCCAGAGAAGGGGACGUGAUUAUUGAUGCUGGAACCCCCAAUGGCUAUGCAAUGGUGGCUGCGUUGAGGAAAGGGCGAAGCGCAGUUAGGAUAGACAGUACCGCUUUGCCUUCCGAACAGGCAGCGAUAGAGACUAAAAUUUGUAGUCUUGUAUCUUCCUAGUUUAUAUGUCAAUGACAAUCUACUAGUUAGUAAACAAUUCAAUUGACAAAGUUUAUGUUAUCAAAAAUUUUUUUUGAGUGUAAGUCUGAUUUGUAAUUUGAAUUACCUACUCAUUAAAGCUAU
Messenger RNA from Pocillopora verrucosa, 997 nucleotides. Lineage: Eukaryota; Metazoa; Cnidaria; Anthozoa; Scleractinia; Pocilloporidae. The record is from RefSeq and is a predicted model, not a curated record.